Molecule: messenger RNA, 837 nt
Organism: Phoenix dactylifera (date palm)
Lineage: Eukaryota; Viridiplantae; Streptophyta; Magnoliopsida; Arecales; Arecaceae
Product: cell number regulator 1-like
Source: RefSeq, a predicted model, not a curated record
UAAAGGGACACACCAUGUGCCUUUCUGGGGGCUAGCGACGGAAGCUGCAAUCCUUACACAGCUUUCAAACCAUUCCCUAAACCAAGAGAUGCAUCCCUCCCAUCCUCCCCAAGCCUAUGAGCAUAAACAUGGAGUGACAGUUCCUGUAACGGCGCCGCCGGAAAAUCACAUCCCUCCAUAUACUUCUCCGGCCAUGUACGCUCCACCUCAGAGGGGUCUGACACGGUGGUCGACGGGCCUUUGCCAUUGCUUCGAUGAUCCCGGCAACUGUUUGAUCACUUGCAUAUGCCCAUGCAUAACGUUCGGGCAGGUUGCAGAUAUUGUGGACCGGGGCACUUGCCCUUGCGUGGCGAGUGGGAUAGCUUAUGGGCUACUACUGGGUUUCACAGGCCUUGGGUGCUUGUAUUCAUGCCUCUACCGUUCCAAAUUGAGAGGUCAGUACGACUUGGAGGAGGGGCCCCUUCCUGACUGCCUCGUCCAUUUUUGCUGUGAGCCAUGCGCACUAUGCCAAGAAUAUCGGGAGCUUAAGAAUAGAGGUUUCGACAUGGGAAUUGGUUGGAAUGCGAACGUGGACCGACAGAGGCGUGGGGUCAUGGGAGCUCCGGCCAUGGGAGCUCCGGUCGUGGGAGGAGGCAUGACAAGAUGAUAAGAGGACAUGAUAUUUUCUUUGUUCUUUCCUUGGUGCCAUUGCUUUUGUUUUGGGAGCCUCAUGCAUUUCUAUUCUGAUAUAAAUAUAUAUAUGUUUUUAUGAAACAGUUUCCUCAUAAAAAUGUUUGUAUGUAACAGUGAAGAACAUCGGGUUAUUAGCUAACAGACAAAAUCUUCUCUUUUUCUCCA